GGAAAUGAGCACUAAAUCCUCCCCGAGAAACCCAACGGUUGUAUAGUCUGAACAGUCAGCUUUGAGCUCCCACGCAAAAACUCAUAUAUUCACUUUCCCAGAUAGAUUAUUUCCACUUUCCAUUUUGCAUCAGAAAACCCAAAUCAGAUCAUCUUUCUUGGCAUUCCCGAGAAUGGAAGUAGCUGUAAUUGAUUGGAAGAACUUGGAUUCGAGGUUUGUGAAGGAUGACAUCCUUGAACGGUUCAAUGCUCCUCAGUGGGUGGAUUUCUCCGCCGCCGAUGGGUUCGUCGACGACGAAGCUUGGUUCUGCCGGCCCGAUUGCAAUCAUCCCAAGACUGUAAAGGAUUUCCAUAAAGCUGCAGCAACCCUAACUCCAAAGCUUCAGAAGUCAUCUGGUGUUUCUGAGAUUCCUCUUUUCAGGGAGCGAAUUCGAAGGAUGUUUGACGAUAGUGAGAAUCAGAACCCGAACACGGAGACUCCUCAUCGAUUCAAAGCUAAGCUUAUGAAGGAGGCAAUCAAGUCGAGUGCAGAGAAGAAGACUGUUGAUGAUAACUCAUUGCCAAAGGAACAACAGACUCCAAGGUUGAGAAGCACCAAUUCUGCGAGGAAUCUGUUUUCUGGUGUGGAUUUGCUUAGCCGGGUGACGGAGUUUUGUAACGAGUUGAAGAAGUUGACAGCAAGGGCUAAGGAGAAAGAGAGGAUUGGGAAUGAGACUGUGGAGAGGACUCCAUUAAUGGUGAAUAAACAGGUGGUGAAAGAGGGGUUUAGUGAUGAAAACAAAGAUUUAGCUGAGAGUGGAAAGGAGAAGACUCCACUGCUAAAGAAGAAUGAUACAAUGGGAAAGAACAUUCUCAAAGAAAAGCAGAGAAGAAGAAAUGAAAAUGCAGAAAACACCCCAAUCACCAUUGAUGUGAAGAGCGCUAAGCGGACUGGGGACGAGAGCUUAUCAUCACAAAUCCGGACAUGCCCUCCAACGCCUCAAUGUUUCUCAGCCGGAUCAACCAAAGCUACUCCACCUCCUAAGGCUUUUCGCUCAAGGCCUCCGGAGAUGAUGCAGGGAAGAGGAAUUCUCCAAGAGUUGGGAAAAAGUAGCAGGAAUGAUAGAAAGGAGGAACCUGGAAACAAGAUUAAAGAAGCUUCUUCUGCUGUGAUUGAAAGUGAAGCAAGAGGGUUAGAUGUCUUCUGGUUCUUAAAGCCCUGCACACUUUCAACCUAAAUCUGCAUACUAUAUUCUUUAAUUCUAAGAUCAUUCAUUCAUUCUUUUCUUUCUUUGUUUACUCAUAGAAAUCCUUAGAUGUUGGCUUCUUUCUGUUAUUUGAGGGAAAAUAAGUUGUAACCAACAUCUUAUAAUUCUUCGAUUUAUAAAAAAACCCG
Molecule: messenger RNA, 1374 nt
Organism: Ipomoea nil (Japanese morning glory)
Lineage: Eukaryota; Viridiplantae; Streptophyta; Magnoliopsida; Solanales; Convolvulaceae
Exons: 6
Coding region: 173-1216 (347 amino acids)
Source: RefSeq, a predicted model, not a curated record